Messenger RNA from Bactrocera tryoni, 2282 nucleotides. It is a transcript of the gene Rac1, whose product is annotated as ras-related protein Rac1. Bases 241 to 819 code for a protein of 192 amino acids. Gene Ontology annotation, molecular function: GTPase activity; protein kinase binding; GTP binding. Lineage: Eukaryota; Metazoa; Arthropoda; Insecta; Diptera; Tephritidae. The transcript has a single exon. Gene Ontology annotation, cellular component: plasma membrane; cytoplasmic vesicle; cytoskeleton. Gene Ontology annotation, biological process: regulation of actin cytoskeleton organization; motor neuron axon guidance; actin filament organization. The record is from RefSeq and is a predicted model, not a curated record.
GAUUGCAUUGCUGAACGCGUAUUCACUACAUAAAAAUCAUAAUUGAAGGAAAAUUUGCGGAAAAGUGAACUAAACGCACAAUCACACAACAAAGAAGAAAAAUUAUAAAUUCCAAUUAGCUUUUGAUAAAAAACUAUUACCAAUCCGCACAGAAAAAAGCAUUUAGUUAAUCAAUUGUUUCUUUUCCGUCUCUUAUAUCGAUUUCGUGUGGGAUAAUCUCAGUUCCCCGCCAGUAGCAAAAUGCAAGCAAUUAAGUGCGUCGUGGUAGGCGAUGGUGCGGUGGGUAAGACUUGCUUACUUAUCAGCUACACAACAAAUGCCUUUCCUGGUGAAUAUAUCCCCACUGUGUUCGAUAAUUACUCGGCAAAUGUAAUGGUUGAUGCAAAACCCAUUAAUCUUGGACUUUGGGAUACUGCCGGACAGGAAGAUUACGAUCGGCUACGUCCAUUAUCCUAUCCACAAACUGAUGUUUUUCUUAUCUGCUUUUCUUUGGUGAAUCCAGCGUCAUUUGAGAAUGUGCGUGCUAAGUGGUAUCCGGAAGUGCGUCAUCAUUGCCCUAACACGCCCAUUAUAUUGGUGGGUACCAAACUGGACUUGCGCGACGAUAAAAACACUAUUGAGAAACUGCGUGACAAAAAACUUGCACCUAUAACUUAUCCUCAAGGAUUAUCUAUGGCCAAAGAAAUUGGUGCUGUUAAAUAUUUGGAAUGCUCGGCACUCACGCAAAAAGGUCUAAAAACAGUAUUUGAUGAAGCCAUACGCUCCGUCCUUUGUCCAGUGCUGCAGCCCAAAUCGAAACGUAAAUGUACGUUACUCUAAUUUGCCGCUACAUCAAGCCGUGCGUCGCAUAGUGGACGUCGGAAACCGAGCGACAGCCAAAAUAAUUGAAGUUUAAACGGGAAAACGCCCAUCGCAUGUAAACAAUUUAAUCGAAAACAAAGAGAAAAAUCAAAAUAACCAAAAAUUAAUUAAUAUAAUACAUUUGAAACAUUUGGAGCGAUAUACCCUUCGUGUUUUGAUGAAUGCGUAAUCUAACAUCAUCUAUAAAAAGCUAUUGCUCCCAACAAAAUCCCACAGACAACCGAGUUUUGAUGUUAAAUGUUGUCAAUAUCGUCUAUAAAAUUUCUUUACUAAUAUUAAAUAGAAAAGCUAUUGCUUGUGCUUUUACAAAUGACAGAUCGAACAGACAUUUGUUUCCACAUAACGCCAUAUAUCUAUCUUGGCGUCGAUGCACAAUCGGAGCGAAUGACUAAUUGCAUUAAUUUUAUUAUUUAAGCUAUAAUUCCGGGAGCUGAAUAAAUAAUCGCGAUAGUGACUAUUCUCUUAGAAAUAGUCAAAUAGCAGUUUCAUAUACUAAGGAUGAAAAAGGAUAUAUAGUUUAAAUUACCAUUUUUCUUGAAUAUUUGUGAAAAUUAUCUCAACAUUUUUCGUGCUUAUUUAGUAUUAUGUGUAACUUUUGUUGCUUCAUUGAAAAUAAACUAAAAUUAUCUUUUCUUGCACAUUGAUUUAAAACUAAAAGUUUUGAUGUCAGUUAAAAAAUAAAAUCGCAAAGGCUAUAAUCCAAUUGCUCUGGAAUAAAUAGAUUAGAUAUUGGUUACAAACAAUGAAAAUGAUUAAUCUUUUAUAUUAUAAAAGUGCUUUUUUAAUUAAAAUUAUAUAAAAUAAAAUGUGUAAAUCAAAAAUUAAUGGGUUGAAGAGUGGUAGAAAUGAAAUUAAACCAAAACAGAAAAUGAUUCAUGAAUAACUAAAAACAUAUGUAUGUAAUUGAAUUCAAAAUGGAAAUGUGUUGGUACAGUUCAUAUAGAAUAAUAGGCAUUCAUGUUUAUCUACUAAUAUUUGCCGUAAACCAAAUGUUAGCGAACUAACCAAAAAUUAACUACGAUUGAAAAACGAUGAAAGUUUAUAGAACUCACAUGCGGAUAUACAAAACUAAUAAAAUGUUUGCAAAUUGUAUGUAUAAUCUAUUGUAGUUGUAUUUAAUACCAAAAUAUAUAUGCAGAUGCUCAUAUGGAAUCGGAAAAUCACAAGUGGUUGAAUUUCCAUGCUUGUGUACAAUUUGUAAUGCGUUUAAAUAAUUAUGUAUUUCUAUGCGUAAGUUUAAGUACGAAUCAUCGAUACAUAUUCAGACAACUAACUAUAUACAUGCAGAUAAGUAAAUCUUAUGAUUACUACAACUGAAAAAUUAAUUGAAGUUAGUUUCAUUACAUAUUGAUGGAAUUAACAAUACUAAUUGAAUGUGUGUCUCUGAUAAAAAAUAAAUUAAUUAAAAAUUCGUAAAAUAA